Temnothorax curvispinosus is the source of this 950-nucleotide messenger RNA. It is a transcript of the gene RNASEK, whose product is annotated as ribonuclease kappa-B. The record is from RefSeq and is a predicted model, not a curated record. Bases 203 to 493 code for a protein of 96 amino acids. The transcript has 2 exons. Gene Ontology annotation, molecular function: RNA endonuclease activity. NCBI's taxonomy places the organism in Eukaryota, Metazoa, Arthropoda, Insecta, Hymenoptera, Formicidae.
GAACGUCACAUGAUUACAAAAACCUUCAUCGCGGUGAAUGAUCACGACGGGCGAUCGGCCGAGGGUGUUAAGCGGCGCCUGGGACACCUCCGUUCACGUUCACGGCUAAUUACUGCUGAUCGCCGAGCGUCCGCGGGCGAAACAACGGACAGGCCGCAGCUUGGUUAGAUUCGGCCACCCCGUGCGGACAAUUUCGGUCAGGAUGAAGGUCUGCGGGCCCAAGUACGCCCUGUGCGGCUUAGUGCUGUCCGUUUGGGGCAUAUUCCAACUGCUUUUCAUGGGAAUAUUUUUCUACGUCCGGAGCGUAGCACUGGUGGAGGAUCUCCCGGGAGUGAAAAACUUCACCUCGAUUGACGAGUUCUACAAAGUGGUGGACCGAGGUUACACGCAGAACGCGUACAACUGCUGGAUCGCCGCGUGCAUCUACGUCCUCACCUUCCUCUUCUCUGGCCAUCAGUUCUAUCUCAAUUCCAGAUCGUCUCUUAGCGUAUAAGUAAAAUAAUGAAGAUGUUACACAAUAAUGACGCGCUACCGCGGGUCCGAUUUGUAAUAAUGUACAUCUAGAAAAAUGCAGCUUUCAAGUUAACUUCAAAAGCUGAAUUAUAUACAGUUAUCCUAUAAUCGAGUUGUUAUCCGAGCACAAUGUAACCCAGAUGGAAUGUCUGUGUUCCAAGUGUUCGUACGCAAGUGCAGAAGAAGGUAUUUUUUGCCACCUAUGUGUAUAUUAUUCCAUAUUUCCAUGUCUCAGUACAUUAUAUAUAUAUCGAUAUAGCUGGAGAAGCAGCAUAAAUACAAAAAAAAGGGAGAUUAUGUAAUUCGCAGUGGUCUUGCUAUGUCAGAAUUUAUUUUAUUCGUCGGUAGUGAUAUAUAUUUUAGUCAUCGGGUUUAAAUCCCGCCUAUACUGUUACAUAUAUUGUUAAUAUGAUUUAAUAAACUAAUCGUAGACUACA